UCGAAUCGAGAAACGGUGCAGUAGGUGUUUGGCUGCUUUCAAUAAGCACCCCAAGCAGCGCUCAUACCUUCCGUGAGAGCCAGCACAUUACUCUUCAGCUGCUCGUCCUCUGUUCCCGUUGGUCCCGUCUCAUGUCCUGGCCAGUGAGAGAAAUACACUACUGAAUAAGCAAAGCAUCUCGGCUUUCGACAACCUGGAGGUGGGCACAAUAUCGACGUCACGGUUUCCCUGUCGCGCGCCCUGCCGAGCGUGUCAGCUUGGCCGCCUUAAAGGACCUGCGGACACAAAAAACCGCGAACCAAAAGCAAAGAAAAAAAAAAAAAAACCACAUUUGUUGCGAGCAUCAAGUCAAAUCUCAUCGGUUACCUAACUUGCCUCAAAACUGGUCCAAAUAAAAGCACCAAGGCAGCAAGACAGCAAUAUCAACCAACAAAUACCCAGUAUUUCUACGUCAUUCGUACGUUGAGGAAUUGCUGACGCGUCGCCAGUGCUCCUACUAAGUACUGGCCCAUCACUCAUCACCAAUGUCAAGUCCCGUUCCACCAAACAUGAACAAGCUGCCCAUCGCGGCCCUCGACGCCAAGACUCGCGAGCUCAAGCAGCGACUCCAAGCUAUCAUGCAAGAACGCUCUUCUUUGCCGCCCGCCACCAGCGAGCAUCUUGCGGCUGCUAGCAGACCCCUUAGCACUACUACGGUCGCGUCAACACCAAGGCCCCCGCAAGUUGAGGUACCGAAACCUCGCUUUGUUCCUCAUACUGUACCCCAGGUUCCUACCGAGACGUCCAUCUCGGCCGAUGAGAGUGAUAUUGCUGCUCUGAUUCGCUCCUUUUCCGAUCACGUGGAUCCCACAGCAGAUAUUAUCCCUAGACCGGCUUCCUCGACCGCACAGCAGAAUCAAAGCUCUGUCGAGGCCCAGCCGGUCCAGGCCACUCCUGCACCCGUGUCGAAUCCCUCCUCUGUGCCGCCUCCUAAAUCCGCAGAGGCUGUAAUCACAGCGAUCCCCACUUCGGACGAGGAGGGUGAGAUUCCGAGCGACACUGAAGAGCCAGUUAAAGCAGGAAUGGCUCACGAACGAUCUCAGGGGCAACCGAAGCACCAAGUCGCUCAAGAACCUGACAAGGCCCCCCGAUCCGGACCUAAUAGUACCUUUAACAAGAAACAACUCCCUCAUAAAGGCCCUGGUAAGCCCCAGACGGGCACCGGGAAGGCCCUACGUACAAAUAACAGGCCCGAAUCUCAGAAUGCUCAAACCAAGAAUCAACCUACCGCCACCUUAUUGACUCCCGAAAAGGCCCUGGAGCGAGCCUUGGAGCUCAACCCGGACCUGCGGGAAUGGCUGGCGCUAACUAAUUACCAUGACGCCGAAACACGUACCAAAAAGAUUGAACGAUAUCGUAAGCUGAAAGCUCUGGCGGCCGAGAAAGAACGAAUUGAGGCUGAGCAUGCUGCUCAGAGGGCCAGGCUAGAGGCCGAGCAGCGCAAGCUACUGGAAGAAGAGGGGCUGGACUUUGGUCUCAUUGCUACGCCGGUAGUCGAGACUGCCCCGGCAAUCAUUAACAAGGUAUCCGAGGUUCCCGAGGUUGUAGCGCCCAAAAGGGAACGCGAGCCGUCCGUGGACAUGACCGAUGCUCCUCCGGAGAAGAAGCAUCGGCCGGAGGAGAACGGACCCCGGCCGAUGGACAUUGACAACCAGUAUGAUGACCGUCACCGUGAACGUGGUCGGCCCGAGUAUCCUAUCAAGCGUGCCCCCUCAUGGUCUCCGCGUCGUUAUCGCGCACCGUCACCUCGUCGCGACCACCGCCCAAGCCGUCCCACCUCGCGUGACCGCGAAUAUCAACACUCUCGGUUUUCUCCUCGGCCUCGGUCCCGCGACCGUUCCGAAUACAACAACAAGUACGACGGACGCCUUCUUCAUAAACAUGACGACCGGACCUAUCGUGAUGAUGUCAACGGCUUCUUUGACGAACACGGUGGAGAUAAAGCGCCUCGCGCCCAGUCGCCCCGGCGACCUAGGGAUUUGGAGCAUGUUGAGCACUUUGAUACGGGCAAAAAGGGCGAUACCCGAUUUUUCGUUUUAAAGUCGUUUAACAAUGAGAAUUUGGACAAGGCCAUGGACGACGUAAGUUUUGCGACCCCUCUGUCUUCAAUCUCGCAUUAGUGUUUCCGUGGUUUACGCAUUCCUGCAGGCAAUCUGGGUCACCCAAACGUCCAAUGAAGAAAAGUUCACCAAGGCCUACGAGACGUGCAAAAAUGUCAUCUUCUUCUUUUCUGUGAACAAGAGCAAGGCUUUUCAGGGUUAUGCACUGAUGACCAGUUUACCUUCGGCCGACAUCAACAAAGCAUCUUGGAUGAAGAAUAUCCACUGGCCGACUUCCCCUCCCUUCCGUCUCAGAUGGCUUAGCAAAGUUGCCGUUCCCUUCUCUCGCAUUGGAUACCUCAAAAACCCGCUCAAUGAGAAUCUCUCGGUCCUGAUUGCCAAAGAUGGUCAGGAAGUCGAGGAGGAUUGCGGUCGCGCAUUGCUGAGAGAGAUGGAAUCCUAUGCCGAGUGGGAAUCAAACAAAACAGCAUUUCCCUCGGGAGGUCGUCAACAGCCAGAACACGCACGCCGGGAAAGCGAUUCAGCGUCGGGCUUUAACCCCGCCUCGUGGUGGAAAAACAAAAAGAAGCCGCACAACAACAACAACAACAGUAACUGGACCAACCAGCGCACCAACAAGCGUGGAGAGGAAUACCACGAUAGGUUUCCGGCGCGUUAGCUUCCUCCAGUUUUAAUGACCGUUCAAGCAAAAGGUACGAAGCGGUCUGAUUACAGUCAUCGAUCGAGCCUCAAACAAUGGAGACCUAAAUAACUAAAAUUUAUCAAAUUCAAACUUGUCUGGAAAACAAGAAGAAGAGCGCCUGUGGCGGCGGGGCGUGGCAGAGGAAGAGGCGGUUUGGUGAGUAGUGAUCAUCGCAAUAGUAAGAGUGAUGGUGAUUUACGGGUAUUGAAGGAUUCAAGAGGGUUACCAACAAGAAUCUGAUUUGGUAUCAAGGGCGUGAUCGCGAAGGGGAAGUAGCAGUGUACAAUCUAUGUAUGUACCAUGUACAUUAAGAGAGUAGUUCGAUUAUAAAAGGUGAAGUGAGAA
Molecule: messenger RNA, 3126 nt
Organism: Neurospora crassa OR74A
Lineage: Eukaryota; Fungi; Ascomycota; Sordariomycetes; Sordariales; Sordariaceae
Exons: 3
Coding region: 525-2159 (544 amino acids)
Source: RefSeq, a predicted model, not a curated record